AUGUCUGGACGAGUUCGCGCUCAUGGAGAAGGCCUCCUUCAGAUCAAUCGCCGGGAAUACGAGAGACUAUCAAAAGCUGCUCGACCGCCAUACGCGACGAUCACCGACUUGCGACGAUUUGUAACAUUCGUUGACCUUCAUCCGGAGUUCCGAUCCGAUGCUACUCCAAUUUUCUGUCUUCACCUAGACUCUAAAUCGGUGCCUUCUGUCGGCCCUGAUGGGCGUACCGACAAUACGUCGCGUCUGCAACCUGCAUUUGCUCUAACAGCGCUCAUGGGACUCUCUGGAAUUGCUGUCGUCGAUGAAGCUGAAGCCAGGAUCCUACUUCCUCACAUCGCAGACAUCUCUGCCUGGAUCGUCUUCAUCAUCAGGCAAUGCAUACUCCCCAAGGAAGCACACAGACGCCCGUCCGUCAAGCGCUCCCUCCGCCCCAUUUCCGACGUCUUCAGGCCACUUUGCGCCAUCGGUGCGGAGAUGGACCUCCUAGGUUUAAACCUCGUUCGGCCUGUCGCGGAUCUGUGGAUCUUGGCUGCGCAAAGAUCCAAAAUCAAUGCCGUGUGCCGCCAGGGCUGGGAAUACAGUGCUAUCAAUGCCUUCUGGGCAUCUGCCAUAGCUAGCCACGAUCCACCUCUUAGAUCGUUCCUAUCCGCUCUCGUCGACUCUGAUGUCCCGUCCUUUGUUUCGUCCGCGCUCUGCCAUCUUUCGCGGACGAUCAACAACAUGGACGGAAAACUCACUUCGCACUACGACUUGACGAAUGACAUGGAUGUUGUUUACUUUUUGUCCCUAUACGGAGAGCCCACGCUGUCUGAUAUAGUCCAGUCUCUCUUGGAGAAGGGUGCAAUGACGCUCAUGUCUAAAGGAGCUGGCUUGUUGGCCAAGGCGGUUCACUCUCCGAUCCAUGCACACCAUGUUCUGGCGGGCAUCACAAAAUCCGCCGGUUUCUUCACUAUAAUGUCGUGCGUGGCGCCGGGUCGCCCAUGGGUGAUCCAAGCCGUCAAGAACGGCAUCAUCCAAGCCUUGGUACAGGCGGCAUAUCUAAUCCAGUUCGUGAAAAUAGAGACGGCCGUUGAGGAUUAUGUCCGCGGCGUCCAAGAGGCGCUGCAUCGUCUGUGCGCGUACUUGGUGUACAGGUCGGUGCUGCGGGUGGUAUUGAAAGCGGUGGAGACGAUAGACGAGAGCCGCUUAUUUAGGUCGGAUCCCAGGAUGAAUGCCGUCUGGGACUUGUGGGAGACGUUUAUGGUGCUGGUGAUGGAACGCGACAUCCUUUACACCGCAGCGAAACCGCGCGUCGUCGUCGUCUGCAAAUCGUGCGGACUGAAGGACUCUGGAGACACGUUCAUGCGAUGCUCUGGAUGCGUCCAUACCUGGUACUGCUCGUCGGCAUGCCAGGAGAAUGAUUGGAAAGCCGAUCACCGGGAGUUUUGUACCGACUUCAAGCUGAGAUCUCGACUGGGCGACUUGCACACGCUGAGCUUUCGAGACUACGAGAUGGUCAAGGCCGUGACGCGGUACGACCUGUCCCGACGAAACGACGAGAUCAAGGCGCAGCUGCGCCUGCCCGACCGCUUCUUCCCGCCCGUGAUCGAGCUCAGCUACAUGAUGCACCCGGUCCAGCUCAAGGUGAUGACCGUCGCGGAGCACGCCGCGUACCGCGCGAUCGACCCGGACAACCCGUCGUACGACGCCGCGCUGGAGAAGGUAAGGAAGGGCAAGGGCCUGUUUGCGCUCGCGCGCACGCUGCUGCCGCUCGGAAACCGGUGGUUCGACGCGAACUUUUGGGCGCAGAUUGUGGUGAGGGAGGCGGAGACGCCGGAGGAAGAGGAGAUUUUGCGCGAGGUGUUGUCGUGGUGA
Molecule: messenger RNA, 1854 nt
Organism: Punctularia strigosozonata HHB-11173 SS5
Lineage: Eukaryota; Fungi; Basidiomycota; Agaricomycetes; Corticiales; Punctulariaceae
Exons: 4
Coding region: 1-1854 (617 amino acids)
Source: RefSeq, a predicted model, not a curated record